Neltuma alba is the source of this 1176-nucleotide messenger RNA. RefSeq lists its product as uncharacterized. The transcript has a single exon. NCBI's taxonomy places the organism in Eukaryota, Viridiplantae, Streptophyta, Magnoliopsida, Fabales, Fabaceae. Bases 1 to 1176 code for a protein of 391 amino acids. The record is from RefSeq and is a predicted model, not a curated record.
AUGGAUCAUAGAAAGGAGUUCGUGUGUGUAUUCGCAAAUGGACGAAUUUUUAAUGGCCCAGCUGGUGUAACAUUUGAAUCUGAUAAUGUGAAAAUUAUCAAAGUUGAUGAAAACAUUACCUUGGGCAAAUUGAAGCAAGUUAUUGGACGAAAGUUGCGACUUCCUCCCUAUCAAAACGUGACAAAUUUAGUAUAUAGGUAUCCUACAUGCAUAAAUCCACCACAAUACCAAGCAUGCAAUUUGGAAGAUGAUACAGAUAUAAAACAAAUGUGGCAAGUGACUAGAAGAUUUUCAACUCAAUUAACAUGUGCAGAGUUGUAUGCUAACAUAUGUGAUUUACCAGAUAAUCACCAUAUUGAGUCACAACCCAUAGGUGAUUAUGUCGAAAAUAUGCCCCCAUCAAGUAGCAAUAGGGUGAACAUGAUGGAACAAGAAUCUAUGUUUAGUGAUGACAUGGAAAGUUUCCAACCAUUUGAACUCCCCAUAGAUGGUGGGAACAUUAUAUCAUCAUGUUCUCUUCCUCACGUAGAAGAUAUCAUGGAUGAAUCAGAAGAUGAGGAAGAAUAUGAUUCUUAUUUAAAUGCUGGUAAUGGGGAUGAUAAUGGUGACAAUGACAAUGAAUAUGACGAGAUGAAUGAGCAAAAUCAGGUUACAAAUGCUUCCUUGUCACAAAUUCAUGUUGAGUCAGUUACAACUCCUGAAUUUGGUGAAUUAGAAGAUAUUCUGCAUGUUAGUGAUAAUGAAGAGUUAAAUGUUGGGAAAAUAUUUAGCAAUGUCCAAGUUUUAAGACGUGCAGUCAAGCUAUAUUCUGUUCAUGUUCAUCAUACAUUUAAGGUCUAUUAUUCUUGUAAAAAGUAUGAAGAAUAUCGUUGUGUUAACUAUGGAGAUAAUUGCAAUUGGAGAGUGAGGGCUUGCAAAAAGGAAAGCAAGAACUAUUGGCAAAUUACAAAAUAUGGGGGGCCUCACGUAUGCUUGAGCACGUCAUUAACUCAAGACCAUCCAAAGUUGGACGCAGGUGUUAUAUCAUCCUGCAUUGUGGCAAUGGUAACUGACAAACCAGAUGUGAAAGUGUCACAAAUUAUUGAGAGGAUGCAAUCAAUGUUUGGUUAUACUGUGUCAUAUAGGAAAGCAUGGAAGGCAAAACAAUUAGCAAUUGCGAUUGCCUUUGGAAAUUGA